GAGCUGAGGUGGCACAGGCGGUCGGUGCCAUUCUUCUGUAUGAUUAUUACAAUGAGUACAAGCACAAGAGAAUGCCUUCAACUUCAGCUCCUAGAGAUGGAAAUGCUCUUCUCAAUGUUUCCUAGCAAAGAGGACAUUGUCAUCAAUGGUGUGAAUUCACUUUCCAUUUUAAGAAGGUAUUUAGAAGGAACGUAUGAGUCUCUGCCACCAUCUAUUGAAUUUUCGGUUUUUGUUAAAACUGAAGAUCUGAAGGAGAAAGCAGAAUUACACGUGUAUCUUCCUCACACUUACCCCACAAAGGAACCUCAGCUGUUUGUUCGGUCAACUGCCUUGGACAAGCUGCAGCACAAUGAUCUUAAUAAAUGUCUGGCAACCUAUGUAAGUUCACUGGACCGUGGGGACCUGUGCAUCACAAACACUAUUCAAUGGCUGGCAGACAAUCUAUCCUCCUAUGUGGAGAAAUCCAACCACACCAAUGGGAAUGAAGCAGACAUCAAAGAAAUCUCUAUUACUUUCCAUCGCAUGUGGAUCUAUAGCCACCACAUAUACCGGCAGGAACUACGCAAAAAGAUCUUGGACUGUGCUAAGAGACUGAAUUUGACAGGUUUCUGCUUGACAGGGAAGCCAGGCGUGAUAUGCAUAGAGGGGGAUAAGGAGCACUGUGAGGAAUUCUGGAGGGACAUCCGCUACCCUAACUGGAAGCAUAUUUCAUGUAAGCACACCGAAAGCAAAGAUGUGAGUGAAUCCAUGGAUGGUCUACGACUGUUCCAAGCCUUUGAAGAGCUGACUUUUGAGGCUCAUGGAGACUAUGGACUGAGGAACGAUUACCAUAUGGAUUUAGGGCAGUUCUUUGAAUACCUCCGAAAGCAUCAGAGUGAACAUAUCUUUCAGAUUUUGUUUGGCAUUGAGGGAAAAUCCUGAGUUCAGAUUCAUUUUCUUGUAUUAAUUAUAAAACCAAAGCACAGCACUAAGAAGUUUAAAUAGCAUCUGUCCGCAGAUUUGUGCCUAUGAAACUGACUAACCUGUUACAUGUGCGCUUGGCAGCUGAAGGCAUCUGUGUUGGUUCCAGGUUCGUAUGAGGUUUUCAUAUAUGCAAAUGAACCUCUAGGAGCAAUGGGGGCAUUGUCCUUAUACCUAGAAGUUCAAGUCUCUCUGCAACUCCCACGCCCUCUCCACUAUGAUAGGGCCAGGCAGUGAAAUCCUCAUCAUGCCUGGCUCCAUCAAGGUGGAGACGUUAUGGAGGUUUCAGGUAGAGCAGAGCAUCGCUCCUAGAGGCUCAUUUGCAUAUAUGAAAACCUCAUA
Molecule: messenger RNA, 1302 nt
Organism: Bufo gargarizans (Asiatic toad)
Lineage: Eukaryota; Metazoa; Chordata; Amphibia; Anura; Bufonidae
Gene: RWDD2A
Product: RWD domain containing 2A
Exons: 3
Coding region: 40-921 (293 amino acids)
Molecular function (GO): protein binding
Source: RefSeq, a predicted model, not a curated record